AUGGUGUUCGCCGACGUUGGCAGGCGUUCACCGGAACGACGGGGGAGGAGUCCCAGCGUGGUCAGUGGGAUAAGCCAUCGAUCAAGACACAACAGCAAUGCUAGAACUGCUCCCGCUCAACCGCCGUCGCCCGAGGCACGUCCUGCGGCAAACAUAACCCUAUUGGCAGAUGAGAAACCUAUCGCUAGUGGCAAUGGCGUCUCUGUCUCCAUUGCCCUGGCAGAGCCGGUCUUGUUUCUGCAAGGGUUUGACCCUAACGACCCAUCUACUCAUAGCACCACAAUGCUCCGUGGGAGUCUCCUCUUGAGAGUGCAAAAGCAGGCAAAACUGAAAUCAAUAUCUCUGAACUUCCGGGGCAAGUCAGAAACGGAAUGGCCGGAAGGAAUACCCCCAAAGCGCGUCGAAUUCCGGGACACCACCACGAUCAUGAACCAUACAUGGUCCUUCUUCAAUGCCCAAUUCCCGCAAGCCGAGUAUAGCUACGGUGCGGAUCUCGUCCAGCUCUCUAAAGGUGCCUCGGUGGAGUCGAAAGAAGUUGGCGUGACGGCAUCGUCAUUUGACCUCUUCCAGCGAAGUGCCUCUCCCGCCAAAGGUCACCCGACUUCCCGUGAUCUCAAGCGACUGUCCCUCCAGGCGAAUCAUUCGAGGAGUUUCGGCAAAGGCGACACAAUCAAUGGGGGACCGACUGUUGCCCAAAAAGGAUUCAAAGUGUUCCAUCCCGGUGAUUAUGUCUACAAUUUCGAGCUUCCCCUCGACUCGCGGUUACCAGAAUCGAUAAGCGUCGAUCUCGGCCACGUCAAAUACGAGUUGGAAGCCCUGGUCGAGCGUUCCGGAGCGUUCCGGGCUAACUUGGUGGGCACGAAGGAGUUGACACUUAUCCGAGCGCCUGCCGAGGGGUCAUUGGAGCAGGUCGAACCUAUUGCAAUAUCUCGCAACUGGGAAGACCAGUUGCACUACGAUAUUGUGAUCUCUGGGAAAUCGUUUCCGCUCGGCUCGACAGUGCCCAUCGCCUUCAAAUUGACUCCGCUCGCCAAGGUUCAAUGCCAUAGGAUCAAGGUGUUCGUGACAGAGAAUAUACAAUACUUUACAAACAACAAAAAGGUACACAGGCUGGAACCGACAAGAAAAGUGCAGCUCUUUGAAAAAAGGGCUGAUGGACAUAGUGUGACUUCCUACCCUGGAAGUUCAAUGCGAAUUCUUGCGGGCGGUGGUGUUCCCUAUGACUAUCGUCAACAGGCUGCUGCUGGUGAUGAGGAUAUUCCGAGAGACCAAACAAAUUUGCUCGGUAACCUUGAUAAUGAUGCUGGAAGUAUUGGUCCGACCGAGAUGGAGUUCAAUGUGCAACUGCCGAGCUGCCAUCAGAUGAAGGAUAAACUACGGAGCGAGCGAUUGCAUUUUGAUACCACUUACUCCAACAUUCAGGUCAAUCAUUGGAUCAAGAUUGUGAUGCGACUCUCUCGGCCAGAUGAGAAUGACUCGACCAAACGGCGUCAUUUUGAAAUAUCAAUUGACUCUCCCUUUAACAUUCUUUCCUGUCGGGCGACACAAGCAAACAUCUCCCUUCCCGCCUAUAGCGCUGGGGGCGGUAUGCCAUCCUCCACGGACGAGUUUGAGUGCGGAUGUCCAGGCGCAGCCAUCAGAAGACGAAACACUCCCCCUAUAUCUCAAAGUCGGAUCCAAUCUGUCAAUAACUCGACGGAUUUUGGUGCUCCAGCACCGGGUGUGAGCCGGAGUUGGACGAAUGACACAGGUGGCUUGACAAUGCCUACGCAAGCACAUGUGCACAACGACCCCAAUGUUGGACAAUCAAGGCCUAUACACUUACUGAGGAGUCCCUCAUUCAACCCACCGGCUUUUGAUGAAGACGAACCACCGCCACCUUUGGUCACUCCACCCCCGUUGUACGAUAACAUUAUCCCUGGAGAUUCGACCAGCGCAUUGGCGGAUUAUUUUGCUCGCCUUGCGGACGAGACUGCCGACGAAGACGAUCGGCUGGAUCGGUCACGUGUAGAUUAUCCCCUUACCCCCGGCGGACGGGUGAACAGGAGUAUGGAUAUUCCGAGGAACUGGAUGCCACUGGGCACGGCAGCCAACACCGAAUCGGCUCCUUCAGGACUGGCGUCUUCGACGUCAGUAGCAAAUUGA
Fonsecaea nubica is the source of this 2145-nucleotide messenger RNA. RefSeq lists its product as hypothetical. Gene Ontology annotation, biological process: ubiquitin-dependent endocytosis. Gene Ontology annotation, cellular component: cytosol; cytoplasm. The record is from RefSeq and is a predicted model, not a curated record. Bases 1 to 2145 code for a protein of 714 amino acids. The transcript has 2 exons. NCBI's taxonomy places the organism in Eukaryota, Fungi, Ascomycota, Eurotiomycetes, Chaetothyriales, Herpotrichiellaceae. Gene Ontology annotation, molecular function: ubiquitin protein ligase binding; protein-macromolecule adaptor activity.